Molecule: messenger RNA, 1472 nt
Organism: Anarrhichthys ocellatus (wolf-eel)
Lineage: Eukaryota; Metazoa; Chordata; Actinopteri; Perciformes; Anarhichadidae
Product: P2Y purinoceptor 1-like
Exons: 1
Coding region: 333-1367 (344 amino acids)
Biological process (GO): G protein-coupled receptor signaling pathway
Cellular component (GO): membrane
Molecular function (GO): neuropeptide receptor activity
Source: RefSeq, a predicted model, not a curated record
AAAAAAGUGAUUUGACUAAACAACAGUUAUUUGCGCGUGUGGACAGAUGUGUCAUGACAGGCAGAGAUGAUGGCAAUGAUUUCACAGGAUGUGUGGUUUGUUUUCGGCAAAUAGAUGAGGUGCGAUUUGUUUUUGUUUUUUUCAAUUUCAUUGCGUGCCGCGUGUGUAUCACAGCCGCCUCCGCAGACUGGGAAGUGGGCGGGCGUAUGUUGCUUUCGCAUUCCCUUCCAGUAUAACUUUGCGCGACGCACACGUAGUACCCAGAGGAGAUGUGUGCUCUGGUUUGUGGAUAAGUUCAGGUUCAACGAACGAGAUAUUUAAAAACAGCUAUCAUGGCUGGAAACGACACGCUCGGAGCCUGCGGGAAAAUCAACCAGAAGUUAACGCACGCCUUACUGCCGCCCGUCUUCGUCACCGUGUUCGUCGUCGGGACGCUGUCCAACAUCUGGGGGCUCCGGAGCGUGUGCGCCAGUUGGCGCAAAAUCGGGAGCAUCAACGUCUUCAUGCUGAACCUGGGGGUGGCGGACCUGCUGUACCUGGCCACCCUGCCCUUCCUCGUGGUCUACUACGCGUGCAAGAGCCAAUGGCUGUUCGGAUAUAUUUUCUGUAAGGUGACGCGCUUCUGCUUCAACCUCAACCUGUACGGCAGCAUCGGCUUCCUCACGUGCAUCAGCGUCUACAGGUACCUGGGCAUCGUGCACCCCAUGUGGGUGAUGGGGAAAAUCACCAGCCGCCACUCGCUGGCCGUCAGCGCCCUGGUCUGGCUGCUCGUCAUCAUUCAGAUCCUGCCCGACAUGUUCUUCGACAAGAACGAUGGGAAUCCGAACUCGUGUUAUGACACCACUUCGUUAGAGCAGAUCCGAGGCUACCUGCCGUACAGCAUCGGCUGGGCCGUCACGGGGUUCGUCGUGCCGUUGCUCAUCAUCCUGGUCUGUUACGGGCACGUCGUCGUGGUUCUCGCCACGAAUGCCAACGUCAACCCGCUGCUGAAGCAGCGGUGCUUGAAGCUGGUCGUGAUUCUGGUGAUACUCUUCUCCGUCUGCUUCAUCCCCUACCACGUGUUUCGAAACGCCAACCUGAUGACCAGGAUUAUGAAAGAAGAUGGGGAAUGCCACCCGAGCUUCCGUGGCAUCUACAUCGCGCAUCAGGUGGGCAGAUGCCUGGCGUGUCUAAACAGCGCCUUAAACCCGCUCAUUUACAUCGUCGGGAACGACGAGUUCCUCAUGAAGCUCCAACACCUCAGCGGGCGGGCCCGGCGGUCUCUGGCUGGCCUGACAGGAGCCGUCAUCUACCGCAAACCGCUGGACGCAGACCCGGAUUCGCCGUCGGAGACUCGCGUUAAUAACUCCGAGCUGAUGAAAGGAUGAGACGCACAAUCGAGUUCACUCUUAUUGUGCACCACCAGAACUCCCACAUUGCCGGGAACAAAGUACAAUGAUGGCCGAUGAUUAGCAGGAUAUAAAGACUAUCUC